UUUAAAACCAUUUUGUUUGAAGAAUUAAACCCUAAUAAAAACAAAACUGGCACGCCAUCAAAUGAAAAAACAAAAACCGCAGGCGCCACCGCGAUAAACCGCUCCUGAAAAAACAACUCACCGGAAAAUCGCGUAACCGAACAGAAAUUAAGUUGGAGUUGCACUGAACUCGUCUGGCCGGAGUUCCGCCGGACUGAACUUUUUUCAAAUUUUCCGAUUUUCCUUCUUCUUCCCGGCAGCGCGCGCGAUUGCAAUUCCGGCGCGAUUUUCGACAAUAACCGCUCCUGCUAAAGGCUACGCAUCAGUGUAUGAAUUGCUUCGCAUCGAUACGAAGCUAUAAAAUCUAAUUAAUUUCUUAAUGGAUGAUUUUUUUGAUGAUAUUGAUACUAUUGUUCCUACUACACGUGCUAAAACAGGUUCAAGGUUUGCGCCAAAGGCUAAACCGAAACAACCUAUUAAAAAGAAUGUAUCUGCAUCAUCAGAAAAUGUAAUUUCAUCUAAAGAUGGGAACAAUGUGCUUGUUGAUUCAUCAACCACUAACAAAGAGUCUAAAGGAAUUUCUCAGAAUGAAUCUCAUAAUGUAGUUGCUGUAAGUUCCUCAGUUGAAGAACCUAUAAGCUCUGGUCAUAAUCGUCAUAUCAAUGUCAAUAACGUAACAGCGCAACCAGUUCAGCCUGCUAAUGCUGUAGAGAGUGUAUUGAAUAAUGUGGCUGCUCCAUCUACCAACUGCGCAACCAUAGGUAGGAGCAAUGAACUGCCUGCAAAUGUAGAAGGUUCAUUUCUUGAUCGCAACAAGAGUUUGGAAGUUAUUGAUAAUUCAUCGGAAGUUAGCCUAAAUGUGGGCUUCAAAAGUGCUUCAGGCGACAGUAACACUGUAACUGGAAUAUAUGAGAGCAACAUACAUUCAAAUUUUGGGUUUGGAGAAGUGCAAGAGGUCUUGUCUUCGGAAUUUGAGUUUGAUCCUUUCAGCAAUGUCCUCCCUGAUCCAGGCACUAGGAAUGCCAAAAAGUUUCAACCCAAGAUUAAGCCACGGCCUAGAGUCAGCAAUGCACCAGCUACUGCGUCAUCUGGCUUAGGUAUUCCGUUUUCUGAAGACAAUAUAAGCUUGGAAGCAGUUAUUCCUUCCCAUCCAGAUUCCCCGAAUGCUCUGACAUCAGAGGCUGUAGUUCAUGAUGGAACUAGAGAUUUACCUUCUAGCUUUGGUAAAUCAGCUGCAGAGACAGCAGAUAUUUUUUCCGGGCUAGAAUCACUAGAUGACAUUCGCAACCAAGCUUCAACUGGAAUAGGAAAACCAGAUCUUAAAUCAUUCAAUGUGAAGGGCGCAGAGGAAAAUUUAGUCUUUCCAGGAUAUGAUAGCAAAAGUAGGUCGGAAACACAGGAAGGCGCUGACUUGAAUGCUGACUGCCCAAUUGACAAUGUCUAUGAUUAUCAAUCCAUGAAAUCUGGCACAGAUCCAACAUCUGAAAUUCCAAGGCAUGAAGGGUUGACAAAUUCUGCAGAUAGUCCCACAUUGGCUGACCUUAUGCAGCAAGACGGUACUGGAGAGAAAGAAGAUGCGAAUGAGAGAAAAAAAUCUGUAAGGAAGAAUAAAAGAUCAUCUAUUGCUGGUGUGGAAGAUAAAGGUGGUAAAACCUCAAGGAAGACGAGAAAACAAUCAGUUCAUAAAACUGCUAAAAACUCAUUGAAUGAGCCUAUUGAGGACGAUGAUGAUGUCCUCGACCCUCCUUAUGAGUUUGAUGGAGAUGAACUUGAAGAAAAUGACGAUGAGAACGAAGUGGAUGAUUCAUCCAAGAAAAAAAGAGCAUCAACAAGUUCAAAGAAGAAAUCUGUGGCUAAAAAUGGAAAAACAUCUGGAAAACGCAAGAAGGCUAAUGAUGAUUUAGACAAGGUUACUGAAAAACCUCCUAAAAAGUUCCCACAUUCAUCUCGGCGAAGAAAAAGAUGUGUGGACAAGGCUUUGCUGGAUGAUGAAUAUCUUGAUCAACGAACAUUACCUCUCAGGGAUAUUAUUUUACUUGCAGAACAUAAAGAGCGAUUGGCGAAAAAGGAGGGAACAACUACUAAUACAUCUUCCACCAAUCAAAGCAAUGGGGAUUUUCUUCAUGAGGCUGAUGCUAACAAUGAAGAUGAGUUUUAUGGGUCAGAUGAUGGUUAUAGAGACCCAUAUGAUGAUCAAUAUCAAGCCAGUGAAAAUAUUACAUCAACUGCUCCUUUAUUGAAUUACCAGUCAUUCAUGGACAAGACACCUAGAGCAAAAUGGUCAAAACAAGAGACUGAACUGUUUUAUGUGGCAGUUAGCUUUUCAACAGAUUUUGCUAUGAUACAACAAAAUUUUUUCCCCAAUAAAACACGCCGUCAAGUUAAGUUGAAGUUCAAGAAGGAAGAGCGGCAAAAUCCUUUACAGUUAGCUGAUGCUUUGAAUAAUCACGCAACAGAUCUUUCUAAAUUUAAAUCGCUGGCUGAGAAACUGGGACAAACUUCUAAUAAGGCAGAACAAGAUACUGCUAGAGAUGCUUCGGAUUUCAUGCCAGGGGAGGAGGUUGAGGAGCUGACACCUGAAACUAAUGAAGAGGUUGCAGCAACUCAGCAGGAGCAGGACCACAUCAAUGUUAAAGAUCAGGAAGAUUCUGUGGCAUAUCCAGUUCCGGGGCAAUCUGACGACGACGAUGAUGAUGAUGGUGGUGAACAUCAGUUACUAGAUUGGUCUCAGUAUCAAAGUUCUAUUUAGUGAUAAAGAAUGCUAUGUUGAUCUCAUUUUUUAAAUUGAAGUUUAGGUGAUAUUUUAGUUUUUCGCCAAUUGAUUUGUGAAAUCACUUUGCCAACUUCUAAUUUCAUAGUCUAGGAUAUAUUUAUUAUUUCUCUUUUGUAAGUUGCACGCAUAACACAUUGGUAUAUAAGUUUGGUAAAUUGAUAACUCAGAUUGUUUCUGAGACAUACAUUAUUGUCCUGAAGGCAGUAAUUGAUUAGGUACUAUAAUGAGUACUAAUGUACUAUAAUCUCCACUCUUUUCGGAUAGUUAGUAUUUUGAGAAAUCAUCGUAAGUAUCA
This is a messenger RNA of Trifolium pratense (red clover), 3047 nucleotides long. RefSeq lists its product as uncharacterized. Gene Ontology annotation, molecular function: TFIIIC-class transcription factor complex binding. Gene Ontology annotation, cellular component: transcription factor TFIIIB complex. Gene Ontology annotation, biological process: RNA polymerase III preinitiation complex assembly. The transcript is spliced from 16 exons. NCBI's taxonomy places the organism in Eukaryota, Viridiplantae, Streptophyta, Magnoliopsida, Fabales, Fabaceae. Bases 359 to 2728 code for a protein of 789 amino acids. The record is from RefSeq and is a predicted model, not a curated record.